GUCCCUACUAUGCACUAUGACAGCUGAGAACAAAGUCCUUGCUGGCUCAAAGAGUGUGUAACUCUUCCAAGAGGAUCUACUGGAGGAUUUCCACAAUUGCAAACAUAGAUCACACAGACCUUUCAAUUUGUUAAUAAAGGUUGAUGCACUAAAUUCUACUCAAGAAAUCAUCUGCAAUGGAUAAAAUGAAUGAGCUGUGGAAUUCAACAGCUUUCACAGACAAUGUCUACAUAUCAAAACGAAGUAUUAGAAAGAUUCUCACCAGCAAGAGGCAUUAUCUGCCUGUGGAGAGUAACAUUACUGACACCAUGAAAAUGAGUUCUAAUCUACCCAGGGAAGAGGACAUCAGUACUUCUACCAGUUGCGAUGAAAGAAAAAUGAAAAAAUUACGAAUCCAAGAGAGUUCAAGGACUCAAGCUACAUGCCACCUUCCUGAGAAAUUUUCUGAACAAUCCUAUGAAAAGGUGAGAGAAGUUGAUAUAACUGAUGUGAAGGCUGAGCCUGGAUCUGAUUCCCGACUGAAUUAUGAGCACUUGGAAGCGACCAGCAUCACAAACGUGAAAGUGAAACAGGAGGUGGAUAUCACUGCACCAUGUGAACUGGCAGCGAUUCCAAGAGAUCAGCAGGAGACUGUGGGGGAUGAAUGCGAGGCUGAGGGAAACGAAGCGGACAGCCUGAACUCUUCUCAGAAGCAGGUUUUAAAAAAUCAUCAAUCAAUUGUCUUUGCAGGCAUGAAGAAGCGAGGAACGGAGGGAGACAUGGAAAACCGUCCGUACAAGUGCCCGUACUGCAGCUGGGCUUUCAAAAAGUCCAGCAACCUGUUGAGCCACAUCAACACUCACCAAGGUCUUAAACCACACGUUUGUGACCUGUGCGGGAAGGCUUACUCGCAUCAAGGUACUCUUCAGCAGCACAAGCGGCUACACACUGGCGAACGACCGUACCAAUGCCCAUUUUGUGAGAAGAGCUACAUUUGGUCCUCUGACUUCCACAAACACAUCCGAACGCACACCGGAGAGAAGCCAUACAUCUGUGAGGAAUGUGGCAAGGAUUUUGUGCGUUCCUCAGACCUGCGGAAGCAUGAGCGCAACAUGCACACCAACAACAAGCCGUUCCUCUGCAAGCAGUGCGGCAAAACCUUCAACAAACCCCUGUCUCUUCUCCGUCACGAGCGCACGCAUUUGGGUGAGAGGCCCUUUGUUUGUCCGGAGUGCGGGAAAGCAUUUGCCCUGGCCAGUCGCAUGACAGAGCACAGCAAAAUCCACAGCGGCGUGCGUCCCUACACCUGCUCUAUUUGCUCCAAAGCUUUCACCAAGUCCUCCAACCUCGCUGAACAUCUCACAGUUCACAGCGGAGUGCGGCCACACAAGUGCUCAGAGUGUGGGGUGGCAUUCGCCACAGCGUCCCGGCUAGCGCGACACCAGCGUAUUCACACAGCUGUACGCUCCGAUCACUGCAAAAGCUGCGAUAUGUCAUUCAGCAACCUUGCGGCACUUGGGAAGCAUCAGAAGCAGCAUGGAGAGGGCACAAUCUUUGUAUGCGGGCAGUGCAGUAAAUCUUUCCCCCAGGAUUCCCUGCUUACAGAACACAUGCAAAGCCCAUGCUGA
Molecule: messenger RNA, 1607 nt
Organism: Cyprinus carpio (common carp)
Lineage: Eukaryota; Metazoa; Chordata; Actinopteri; Cypriniformes; Cyprinidae
Product: zinc finger protein 648-like
Exons: 2
Coding region: 177-1607 (476 amino acids)
Source: RefSeq, a predicted model, not a curated record